This is a messenger RNA of Acanthamoeba castellanii str. Neff, 327 nucleotides long. Its product is annotated as zinc finger, C3HC4 type (RING finger) domain containing protein. The transcript is spliced from 2 exons. Lineage: Eukaryota; Discosea; Longamoebia; Acanthamoebidae. Bases 1 to 327 code for a protein of 108 amino acids. The record is from RefSeq and is a predicted model, not a curated record.
AUGGACUUUGCCCAAGCGCAUGCCUCCAAGCUUCGCCAGCCGGUCGGUACCCAAUGGAGCCAAGACGCCUCGGGCGCACAACUGCCGUCCAUCCUGCCAUCCCUCCCAGAAGAAGGAGCAGCACGCGCCCAGAGUGGGUUUUCCGAGCUUGGCGCCAAGUCUGAGGGCGACCCGGACCUCUGUUCGGUGUGCAUGGACCGCAAGAUCCAGACCGUCUUCCUCGAAUGCGGGCACCUCGCGUGUUGCAAGGAGUGCUCGAAACGCCUCCGGGACUGCCCCAUCUGCCGUCGACCCAUCUCGCGUGUUGUACUUAUAUAUCGCGCAUAA